This is a messenger RNA of Sphenostylis stenocarpa, 411 nucleotides long. Lineage: Eukaryota; Viridiplantae; Streptophyta; Magnoliopsida; Fabales; Fabaceae. The record is from the annotation of a GenBank genome assembly.
AUGCCACCACCCACAUCUCUCUCUCCCCGUCACUUAGCCCUAACCACCGCGCCACCAGCCCUGUGUCGUGAGCGACCCCUUAUCACAUCCAGCACCUUCAAUCCCUCCCAAAUAGCCACCCUAUGCCCUAGCCAGUCACAACCACUACCCUGUGGCCUCCCUAUCUCGACCACCAUCACUACCUCUCCUAACCCAAGUCUGCACCUUCUCAUUCACUCUCUCCGAUUGAGCCUCACCGCAGCCCCUCACUCCCAGUCUCCCCUUCGCCUGCGAAGGCCACCAAAUCCACACCCAAACCACCUCCGAACUACAGCGAGCAUAUACCCUCACUCUCGCUCUUGCCGCGAACCAGCCACCAAGUGCCAAGUCCUAGCUACUGCCUCCAAACCGGCCGUGCCGCCACAUCGCUGA